Messenger RNA from Megalops cyprinoides (Indo-Pacific tarpon), 1835 nucleotides. Its product is annotated as BEN domain-containing protein 4-like. Lineage: Eukaryota; Metazoa; Chordata; Actinopteri; Elopiformes; Megalopidae. Gene Ontology annotation, molecular function: DNA binding. The transcript is spliced from 6 exons. The record is from RefSeq and is a predicted model, not a curated record. The coding region runs from base 231 to 1835 and encodes 534 amino acids.
UUCCGGAUUGCCGAGUUGGAAUCGAGACGUGACUCUGUCACUAAGAAUAGCAACGGUUUUGCAAAGUGAGAAGUGCCGGAGACACGGAGCCAGACAGUGAAAGAUAGGGGGUGUGAGAGAGAGUGUCGGGGCCAGCGACACACUGACACAGCCACGCAGAGGGGGAGACGAGACGAGGCUGGACGUGACAAGGAAGGGCAAAGUCACACUGCCAGCCGGAGCUAACGGCGAUGGAGGAGGACAUGCAGCCCGCGGACGAGGGGCUCCGCGCCCCCAAAAUCUGCAGACAGCGGAGCCCUUACAGCACCCUCAAAACCUUCCCCAGCAAGCGACCGGCGGUCAAAGCGAGGUACGACAGACCCACCAUGGUGGCUAUCCCGCUGAUGGGAGGCGGGGGCAGCCGGAGCGGAGGGCAACAUCAUAUCAACCACAACCACCAGCAUCAUCAUCCGCAGCUCCAGCCCUCCAUCAUCAGCAGCAGCGAGCACCAGCACCGCCCGCCGCAGCAGCGAUUCCCCUACGAGAGCGGGCCCGGCUGCAGAGUUGCCACAUCGGCUUCAGCAACGGCGGCGGCUGCAGCAGCAUCCCUGGGCACCUCGCGGAGGGUCUGCGGUGCAGCCGGGUACCACACCACGAAGCACCCGGCCGGCAGCUCCGCGCACUGCUACGAACCUCCAGACUGCAGCCAAGAGCUGAGCGCAGAAAACCGCCUCAUCCUGGAUGCCUUUGCUCAGCAGUGCAGCCGCGUCCUCGCCAUCCUCAACAGCAACGGCUCAUUCCUGGAGUCCCGGCCCCCGCCUCUCCCUGCGCCUCCGCCGUCCCUGACAUCCCUCAUCAAACAGGAGGAGGGGGAGCACAUUGGAGGGGUGGGGCCCGGCAACCUCGAGAGUUCAGAGGCGGAGCCCAGACAGGGAUCCAGGAAACAGCAGCAGCAGCAGCAGCAGACUGCGGCCGUUCUGCGCACGUUCACUGAGUCGCUCCAGGGGUAUCUGAUCUCCGGCGCCCAGACCCCCCACCACCCAGUGGGCAACCCCUACCACUCCGCUGACCCCGACCCCCUGUCUGCCUCCCCCUCCCACACCCUGGGGGGCUGGGCCUCCCCCACGCCUUCCGAGUCCCACGGCCACCCCUCUUCCACGCUGCCCGAGGAAGAGGAGGAAGAGGAAGGCUGCUGCCCUCGCUGCCUGGAGCUGGAGCAGGAGGUGCUGUGUCUGCAGCAGGAGAAUGAGGAGCUGCGGAGUAAGCUGGACAGUGUGCCAGUCCCCUGUCAGGCUGUCCUGGACUUCUUCAAGACCGUCCUCCAGCACCAUAACCAGUUCUUACAGCCUGCCAUUGACGAGCAGAUGACUGAGGGCAGUAAGCAGCUCCUGGGGAGCUACCCUGUCUUCAUCACCAACAAGCAGUGGGACGAGGCGGUCAACUCGUCCAAGAAGGACGGGCGUCGGCUGCUGCGCUACCUCAUCCGCUUCGUCUUCACCACCGACGAGCUCAAGUACUCCUGCGGUUUGGGCAAGAGGAAGCGGUCCGCCCAGACCGCCGAGGCCGGGCCCGAGAGACGCCCGCUCAACCCCGUCAAGGUCACCUGCCUCAGAGAGUUUAUACGAAUGCACUGUGCCUCUAACCCUGAUUGGUGGAUGCCGUCGGAGGAGCAGAUAAAUAAGGUGUUCAGCGACGCGGUGGGACACGCGCGGCAGGGCCGGGCAGUGGGCACCUUCCUGGGCAUGGCUGGCGGCAUCAGCGGCAACAGCAGCAGCCUCUACAUGGAAGGCUUCGACGGUCACCUGUCCCAGGAUGAAUUCAUCCACAAAGGGUCUCAGGAUGGCAUGGGGGACUGA